GCUUGAAAUUGCAGAUUGGUGCAUCUUGCCAUAUUAUUUUAAGGGUGUUGGAAGAGAAUGUGUAGUUCUGUGUUGGUAUUUUGGCUCCAAUGAAAGCUCAGAAAUCCCUAGUAACCAACCUCUCUGGAGCUCAUGAUCAUGUUACAAGAUGUACUAAUGCAGCAUGAUCUCACAGCAUCAGUAGCUCAAGUCCUAGGUGAGAGGCAGUGUUUUCAUAAAUGGGCUGCAAUGCCUCUUGAAGGGGAUUCAAUGCUAAAUUUGGACUAUCUCAAGUGUUUGAACACUGCUCAACUUCUGGAGCUCCUGGAAGACGAGGAAAGGAUGCGAGAAACAGUCAGACACAAUUCAAAGUUACAGCAUCUUCAGAGGUGUAAAAAGAUCUUGAUGGCCUCCAACUGUUGGCUUGCAGAGCAGAACUUAGCACAUCAGCCACAUCUGAACAACUCUAAAAAGCUUUUAGCUGAAAAGUACCAGAUUCUUGGUCAGAUGGUGUCUUCAGUGCGACACAAACAGAGAAAGCUGGAAACUUUGCAGCAGAAACUCAGCCUUCGAACGAUUCAUAAGCUUCUUAAGGAGAAGACCAAUCAUUCCUUGAGUCAAUCUGAGAAUCUCUGGCAGAAGUUCAUAGAAGGAAAGCUUCUGCUGACAGAUUUUGUGGAAUCACUUCAAAGUUCUCAGGUGUUGUGUCAUCGACGGCUUUUUCAAGUUGAGAAGAUCCAUAACCUCAUCAUACACGCACAAAUAUACAAUCAGGAUGCUGAUUUUAGCCAUUUUGAGCGUCAUCCAAACUUCCUGCACUCACCGACCACAAUCAAUGUUUUCAGUGGCACCGCUCCUGUUAUCUUGCUGCCUGGUUUCCAGUAUCCUCAUUUAUCUCCAAUAUCACAUCUUCCUCCUCUAAAGCAUACUGGCUGUGUUGACACAUGCUCGACUUUGAUAUCCAAAAAUGAAUCGAGCACUGAGACUCGCCGAUGGCCAAAAAGACAUGCUGCUUUACAGCCACUUGACAAGAUUCAACCUAACAUUUACCAGACUCCCAAGUAAAGGUUGUGCUGGUGA
Onychostoma macrolepis is the source of this 1059-nucleotide messenger RNA. RefSeq names its product vacuolar protein sorting-associated protein 37B-like. The transcript has 5 exons. Gene Ontology annotation, biological process: ubiquitin-dependent protein catabolic process via the multivesicular body sorting pathway; protein targeting to membrane; protein targeting to vacuole. The record is from RefSeq and is a predicted model, not a curated record. NCBI's taxonomy places the organism in Eukaryota, Metazoa, Chordata, Actinopteri, Cypriniformes, Cyprinidae. Gene Ontology annotation, cellular component: ESCRT I complex. Bases 133 to 1044 code for a protein of 303 amino acids.